This is a messenger RNA of Phyllopteryx taeniolatus (common seadragon), 1590 nucleotides long. RefSeq names its product Src like adaptor 2a (gene sla2a). The record is from RefSeq and is a predicted model, not a curated record. Bases 491 to 1264 code for a protein of 257 amino acids. The transcript is spliced from 7 exons. Gene Ontology annotation, molecular function: protein binding. Lineage: Eukaryota; Metazoa; Chordata; Actinopteri; Syngnathiformes; Syngnathidae.
GCCUUCCUGUUUGCACAACAGUCGUUCCGAUUGAUAUGCAGGUCUGACAGAUAACCUGAGCUUCCAUUUAUGUGUCAGUGUGUGUAUGUUGGAGACAGAUGAACAUAUUUCAUCAAGACAACUUGGAUCUACUUAGAGGACUGGGAUAACCUCUAAAAAAGAGGAGGACUUAGAAAACAUUUGUAUUUUGAGGGUGGGGGUAAGUAUGUUUUUGCUAAUAUUACAUAAAAGGCCACUACAUGAGUAUUUUUGUAAUUAUUACAACUAUAUCAUUCCCACCUGAAUUCAUGCAUCUUGGUGUACAGUUUAGCUAUCAGAGUAUGUCAAUGAAUUUUGUUGUGGCUUCCUGUAUCUUCAAGCUUCAUGGUGCCAGUAAAAUGCUGGAUACUGUGAGAACUAAUCUGAUGAUGCGUUUGAAAGGAUUUGAAUGCAUUUUUCCCCAAUCUCUUUCUAGCAGUAGCUCCUUCAAACCAGCAGGAAGUUAAAGAACAUGGGGCUCUGCCCCUCCAGGUGCAGAUCCGACCUGACAGUCUUAGAAAAUCCACCAGAACCUCCUUCAUCAGUCUCUGACGAGACCAUGACUGUGUCCCUCUUCGACUUUCUAUCAUUUGGUGGCACUGAGUUGGUCAUGACCAUCGGGGAGAGACUCAGCAUCAUAUCAGAUGAUGGUAAUGUUUUGAUGGUAAGGUCCGCCACCACAAGCAGAGAGAUGUACAUUCCCACCAACUACACUGCCAAAGUGACACAAAGGUGGCUGUUCACAGGUAUCAGCAGGCUCAAAGCAGAGGAGCUCCUCAUGCAGCCACAAAACCACAUUGGAGGCUUCUUGAUACGAGAUUCAGAAACAAACACAGAUUGCUUUUCUCUGUCUGUCCGUUGGCGAGUCAGUGUUUUGUACUCACAUUGUGUUAAACACUACCUCAUCUCUCAACUCCAAAAUGGCCGGGUCUACGUAACUCCAAAACGCUCCUUCUCCUCGCUAAAACACCUGGUGGAACACUAUUCAGAGUCUGCAGACGGACUUUGCUGUCGGCUGAAUGAGCCUUGCUUCAUUCAGGGUUUAGACGUACCCAGAGAGAACAGGCUUGUCGUAUCCACAGCGCACAGGAAGCCCGCUAACAACUGGAAGGACAUCAGCAGAUCCAUGAUUCUCAAGAGGACGAUUACAGGGUCUGACAACUCAAUGGUCAGCGAGGGCCUGAGGGAGGCCAUGAGCUCUUACCUCCAAUUGACAGAAGGCAACAAUCACAGUUGGUACACUUGAGCUAAAAACUUCAAUCUGACUACAAAGACAGAUUGUCUUCCAAAGACCCUGGACAAGACGUGAAGUACGAGAUUUGAGACACUCUAGCGUACCAUAUGCGAAAGCAUUCCACAAAGCAUUCCACAUUGUUUAGUUCCUUAAGUUUCAUUUUAUUUUUACUAUUGAUGAAAAGUCCUGUUCUUAAUGUAUUAUUGACUGCUCUUUGAAUGCAUUACAUUUAUGUGUGAUUAUUGAAUGUUUGUGAUCUAAUCAACAUUCAAGUCAAUGGAUUCACAGGGGAAAAAAAAGUCCUGUACAAAAUGUCAAAUAAAAACUGUACAACACCA